GGGGGAUUUGCAUAUAUCCCAUGAUGCACUUUACUUUCGAUCGCGUUCGAUUUUCCGCGCGAACGCCGGCAAACCCGGAACUGCAAAGCCCAAGAUGUAGGGCAUGGGCAUCUUCAAGAUGUUGGCCAUGUUGGACAGCAGCCAAGAGAAUUAGGUGGGUAAUUUUCGUCAUUUUUUAGAGUUCGGGAAUUGUAGUUUUCCAUGAAAAGUGUUGAUGUGUGUGAUACCCGAUGAACAUGUUUAAUUUUGAGGUAAAUGCCGAUAGACUUCUCAUGCGUAAAUCCCGUUGUCGCAUGUUGGAGAUUUGCAUAUAGUGCUAUCAAAUCUUCCGCAUUGGUUAAUCAAAUAGUGGUGCUUUUUAAAAAAAAGUGUAGUUUACGUAUGGUAGAUUGAUUGUGUGUCUAAAAAAACGAAAAGCACCAAAAAGCACUCAUAGGAAGAUCACGAAAACAGCCGCGCAGGAUCGCAUGGUUGGUCGUGUUUACAUACGCCUGACAGUCGCGCGGAGGCCCUUUAAACUCAUUAACAUAUGCAAAUAAGCCGGUAAAGAAAAGAUGGCGGACACGUAAACAAACACGAACGCGCCGUAGUUUUACCUUCCUAAAGCAAUUUAGAAAGUUUGGAAAGAUUGUUACAGUAUGGGGACUUAGCAGACAUUCAGGGAAAACCUAUUCAAACGGAAAAUGUUGUUGGUUGGACUGGAAACUCGCUUAAAAUGCGGAGUCAUGAUGUCUACUCCAUCAACGCCCCAAAAGAGGCCACAUGUUGGCGGGAGUGGUCACACCCCGUCUGGGAAGAGGAGGCAGCACAAACAUGGAAAGAAAGAUGGAGGAGCUCGCCGACCUCUCUCUUUCCUAAGUCCUAAGAUAACACGAUCUUUGGGGCACAUGCUCACCCCAAAGAUUCAACUGGCCAAGUCCCCUCGGCCUGUGAAACACCAUCAGUGGACUGAUAAGGAGGACAAGGCAUUGAUCCAGUUUUUGGAUCUAAGCCACCUUGAUCAGGAUGAAAAUGUCACUGACACAGCAUCCUGGCCAAUGAGGCACGCUAACAGUCCCUUUUGGACAGAGGCUGCAACAUCAAUCAAGACGGCAACCAGGAGCAGUGAACUUCUUUCAGCAAACACAGUGAGGAACAGGUGCAGGAAGUGGAGGACGAAAUUCGACGAAUCCCUUGAAGCUGCUGUGAAGUCUUUUGGUCUUGAGACGAAUUCAAUCAGCCGUGCAAAGAAAACCAAAGAAACAGUCAGCAGGGGAUGCCAGACAAAGAAGUUGACUGUGGACCAGCAAACACAAACUGAACAUAGCUGCCAGGAUGAUGUCACAACAGUACUGUCUUCUUGCAAGGCCCUGACCCAAUCAGAAUUUGAUUCUUUCAUGCUUAUGCUGCUUCCUCAAAUCGUUCAAUCAUCUUCAGUUCUAUCCUUUGGUGAUAAACUGUUCUCAGUUGUAGCUACAGCAAAGAAUAUUUCCACAUACCCAACCGACUUCUUUUCAAAGUCCAUCAAUGCCAUGUCCACCCUACAAGAACACAACAAGCCCAACAUCCUGUACAAGUUUGCCCACAUCUUGAGCACCAACAGGCCUGGCACCUCCACACCUCUGCUCCAAAUUGACAGGAUGCCAUUUGGAUUACUACAAUACCAGAUGGAGUUCUUCAGUGCCACCAAUGUACAUCAGGUCAGCAUUUCUCCAGACCAUGCCAGCUGGUUGGAGAGCAUGUGUGCUGAGUUUCCAACCAGGUUCUUGAGGCUGUUUCGGGGGCCAGGGUGGAGUGGCCUGGAAAGCACUGACUUGGACCCAUUGAAGGCACAUAUUAAUGUCGCCAUCGCUGCACUGGAAUCCUUUGCCAAGAUGAAGCCAGGAGCACGUGUCUGGUUUAAGGCUGAUGCUUGUGAUUUGAAGGUUGCUCUGCAGACAUCUACAAAGGGCAAAUGGGCUGGAGACGUUGAUCUUGGGGAUGGAAGCCUGGAGAAGCUAAGGGCUGACAACGACAGACGCAUGGUCCUUGUCAGGGAAGCUGGGAAGUCCUGCGUGCCACGCAAUCUAGAGGCCUGUCUCCUCAGUCUCCUUCAGGAUCUUGGAGAAGACAUUGAUCUGCUGAAAGGUGGCCUUGAGGCAGCAAACAAGAGGUAUAAGAAGAAAUUCGAGCAGGCUAACUCAUCUACAGAUGUGCUGAAAAACCUGGCAUGGGACAGGGUAGAGUACAAUACCCUUCUGGAGCAGGCCAAAGCCUUCUAUGAAAGGUAUGAAAGGCUGCUGGCAGCUCUUGGAACUGCUUCCCCUCAACCUGGCCGUGUGGCCCAAUGUCUGGUGGAACUGAGAGAAGACAACAAAACCUACUUGCACAAUCUCUUCAAGAAGAAGAGAGUGGCUGCUGAUCAUGCAUUGGUCGUUAUGGUGUCUGACGAAAGACGAAAUCAGAAGCCCUAUGCUGUGCCAAUCCUGCUCAUUCCAUAUCACAGUAUCCGGGAUCAGUUCCUCCAGCAGUUCCUGGACAAGUGCCAUGAGGAGGCCAAGAAGCUGGGACUGAUACCUGUUGAUGUCCUGGAUCGUGAUGUUAUCCUGAGGUACUACCAGCUUCGUGACGAGGAUGAGAACGUCGCCACAUCCAUUCAGGUUUACGCGUACCUGAACGGAUUUACAGUAAACGGAGCCAUGGACCUCCUGUUUAUCUGGGGCCCUACUGGCGGUGACGCCAAGGUGUUUGUGUGA
Molecule: messenger RNA, 2714 nt
Organism: Branchiostoma floridae (Florida lancelet)
Lineage: Eukaryota; Metazoa; Chordata; Leptocardii; Amphioxiformes; Branchiostomatidae
Exons: 10
Coding region: 684-2714 (676 amino acids)
Source: RefSeq, a predicted model, not a curated record